AUGCUGGGGACACGCCAACAGAGGUACCGGAGCUUCGAUAUCCAUCUCCCGCGCAAAGCCUCGUUCGCCAGUCUGAGGCGCAUGACCUCGUACACUCACAUCGCUGCCGGUCAGAUCAAGCAUUUAGAACCCACGGAACACUGCGUCUCCCCGCCACCAGUCGACCCCGAUGCCGCAUCGCCCCUCUUCAACUCCCCCGAUGAUAUCAAGGGAUGCGCCAUCGACCCGCUCAUGUCGCCUCCCACUGGGAGCAAGGAGGAGAAGCCCAUGUACUCGACAUCGCCGUCGCUGUGUGCAAGUCGCCGCCCGCAGCCGUCCAUCGAGGCAGUUGCUUUAGAGACGAACAUCAGACAAUCCGCCAUCGCCAAAAGUAUCAAGCGCGCGAGUAAUACCAGCACUUCCAGAACGACGGGGUACAGGAGACGGGACUCGAGGGACCCAAGGAAGAAUUUCAUGUCCCCCGUUGACGAUGGCGGCUUCCCGGAGGUGGUUGUCUCCUCCCUCAACCAGUCGACUGUAUCGCUCGAGCUCUUCCGAAGAGAUAGUCUCGUGAUACCGCCUUUGAGUCGCUUUUCUCUUGAUACCGAGUCAGAUGACGACGAUGAGUCGGUGACGCCUCUGAACCUCCUCUCUGACGAGCCGGACUGGGUUGACUGUCCAUUCUGCCAACGUCGCGUUGAGACACGUGUGAAAAAGGAGCCCUCCAAGGUGACACACAUCGCCACCACCGGGCUCUUCAUCGCGACAUUCGGCAUGAGCUCCAGCGCCAAGAAAGACAAGAAGUACAACAUCACGCACUUCUGCACCAAAUGCGACCGCAUGGUCGCCCACCAACACCACGGCAAGCGCAUGGAGGCCCUCGGCACCACCAAGUACCUGAGAGAAGUCUCACGAUACGUCCGUCGCCCGUCCAUCGCCCAGAGCACGCGGACGCGGACCAGCACAUCCCACGAGAACCGCCGGCCGUAUAAUUUCUUCUAA
Messenger RNA from Clonostachys byssicola, 981 nucleotides. The record is from the annotation of a GenBank genome assembly. Lineage: Eukaryota; Fungi; Ascomycota; Sordariomycetes; Hypocreales; Bionectriaceae.